AUGAAUAAUAUAAGAGUGUUUAAAUUUAGUUUGAAAGUUUUCAUUGAAAGAGUAGUCAUUGCAAUCAAUUUUCCUUGCAAACUCUAAGUAGCCUGGAAAAGAGGAAAAUAAAAAUUAGAAAGCAAACAAUCGGAUUUGAAUGUGAAUGUUGCUAAUUUUAAUGAGGAAUUAGAAAUGAAUUCAAACAUGUAUUUUCAGGAUAAUCAAUUCAAAGAAAAGAAAUGCUUAUUUACAAUUACUCUUCUAUCAUAAAAGGGUAAUAAAGUAGCAGGGUAAGUGUCUGUAGACAUUUCAUCAUAUUUGAAUAGAAAAUUAGAAAAUAUAAGAGAAGAACUAAAGUUGGAUAAAUGUCCAGAUAGACAUGCAAAAAUUCAUAUAAGAUUCCAAUUCAAAUGUCUUGAAGAAUUGGAUAUUGACUAAUUGAGCAGAAUAUCAUUUGCUUCUAAUAUGGAUUAAGAAGAUCAAUAAAAUACUAUUUAGAGUUCAGCUUCUUAAAUAACACAGAAUGAUAGUGGAAAUAUACAAAAUGAAAAAUAAUCUUAACAAAAUUAAUAUCAACAGCAAGCUCUCUAUACAGAAUCGGAUAUGGAUGAAAUUAGGACAUUAUUAAGCCAAGAAAUGAAAAAAGUAUAGCAAAAAGAUAGUCUGAUAUCAUAGUUAGAGUAGAGUCUUGAAACUAAGUAAGAAUAAUUGGCAGAUACAAAAUAAUAGUUAGAAGCAACAAAAUAAAAACUUUAUGAGACUUUGGAUAAAUUAUAAAACUAUGAGGAAUCAAUUUCUAGUCAUGACGAUUUUAGGAAAAAUUUAGACAACAGAGUAAAGUAAUUGGAGAUUUAAAAUAAAUAAUUGCAGUAAUAAAUUAUUGAGUUUAAUGAACAAUUAAAAUUAAAACAAUAAUUAGUAGCUUAAUCUGAUUAGAAGUUAUCAAAUGCUCUUGGUUAAAUGUAAGUAAUGAAGCAAAGAAUAAGCCAAUAUGAAGAAUUGGAAUAAUAGUAAUAAAAUAGAAAAUCAGCUGGGAAUAAUAAAGACAUGGAAUUAAUGUAAAAAAAAAUAAAUGAUUUAGAAAAAUAAAUUUAAAGAGAAUAAAAAAAACAAGAAUAAGAUUAUGCCUUAUAUUAAGUUCAAUUAAAAAAUGUCUAGGCUUAGUUAGUCGAUAAAACAGAUUUAAUAAAUAAAUUACAAAAAGAUUAGGAUUUUGACAAUAAAGAUGCUUCUUAAAUUUCACAAUUAAGAAAAUAAUUAACAUAAUAUUAAUCAAAUGAAGAAUAGUUUAAUAAAGUAUUAAAUUAAUAUAAAGACUAAGUACAAAAAGCCAUUUAAAAUGAAAUCAAACUAAAAUAAUAACAAUCAGAAGAAAAGGAAAGAUAUAAUGAUCAGAUAAUCAAAUUGAAAUGCUAACUAGGAGAUAUCUUCAAUACAGCAUAUGAUAUUGGAGGAAAUAAACUUGUGGAUCGUUUAUAAUAGGCAGUAGGCCUAUCAUGA
Molecule: messenger RNA, 1482 nt
Organism: Paramecium tetraurelia
Lineage: Eukaryota; Ciliophora; Oligohymenophorea; Peniculida; Parameciidae
Exons: 2
Source: RefSeq, a predicted model, not a curated record